Messenger RNA from Panicum virgatum (switchgrass), 2456 nucleotides. Its product is annotated as probable serine/threonine-protein kinase PIX13. The record is from RefSeq and is a predicted model, not a curated record. Lineage: Eukaryota; Viridiplantae; Streptophyta; Magnoliopsida; Poales; Poaceae. Gene Ontology annotation, biological process: cell surface receptor signaling pathway; protein phosphorylation. The transcript has 2 exons. The coding region runs from base 107 to 2164 and encodes 685 amino acids. Gene Ontology annotation, cellular component: plasma membrane. Gene Ontology annotation, molecular function: ATP binding; protein serine/threonine kinase activity.
UCUCCAUCACAGGUUGCCAUCUCUAGAUUUUGAUUGGGGACCUAUAUUGUUGGCAUAGAGUGUAAUGUCCAGAGAAGAAAUAAGCUUAUGACUACAGAUCUGAUCCAUGGAUGCUUCAACGAGUCCAAAUGUUAAGAUAUUCGCAGAAGAUGAGAUCAAAAAUAUUACUAGCAACUACAGCACUCUUAUUGGAAGAGGCGGUUUUGGAGAAGUCUACAGAGGGGUUCUUGAUGCUGACUAUGAUCUGGUUGCAGUGAAGAGGUAUAUCCGUCAGGACUUGCGAGAAGAGUUUAUGGAAGAAGUAAGCAUCCACAGUAUGAUGAGCCACAAGAACGUGGUGAAGCUCAUAGGCUACUGUAUCGGCGAAAGUACUCUGAUGUUGGUCACAGAGUACAUCUCCAAUGGAAACCUCGAUGACCUACUCCACAAGAGUGACGUUUCCAUCCCUUUGGAUAUAAGACUGGGUAUUGCUAUAGGGUGUGCUGAAGCAUGGAGCUACAUGCAUUCCAUGCGUUUAUUGAGUGACAACCUCAUUUAUCAUGGUGAUAUUAAGCCUGCCAACAUACUUUUGGAUGGCAAUCUUACUACGAAAGUAUCGGAUUUUGGAUUGUCGAGGCUUCUUUUCGGUGGUGACACUCAGUUCACUACGUGUUUAAAAGGAAGUAUGGGUUACAUGGAUCCAAUAUAUUUUCAUGAGGGGCGUCUCACCCCGAAAAGCGAUGUGUAUAGUUUUGGAGUGGUUCUGUUUGAAAUAAUAACUCGAAAAAGGGUAAAACAUGGUGACAAUAAUCUCAUUCGAGCAUUCAAUAAAGCCUGCGCCAAGGGGAAAGGAUUGAGGGAAUUGUUUGAUGCAGCAAUUGCAGAUGAGACCAAUAUAAAGACUCUUAAAGAGAUGAGGAAAUUAGCAGCUGAAUGCGUGACACUGGACAUUCGUGCACGGCCACAAAUGAGUGAUGUGGCGAAACGCCUUCGGGUUCUUAAGAAAGAUCUGAAGAGCAGUCCACAAUCCAUCUUGGCAACACACUCUUCAUGGCAAAAUACUUACAAACAAGGCUCAAUCCUUCCUAGUUUUAAAAGGGGGUUUAGCCUUUUCAAGGGAAAUACUAGUAAUUCUAAGAUUCUAACCGAACUUGGCAAUAGUGUAAGAAUUUUCACAAUGGAGGAGGUAAGGGAAGUAACACAGAAUUAUUCAUAUCCACUCGGCACAGCAGGUACGUCAGCUGAGGUUUAUAAAGGAACACUUGAGGACAAUACACUGGUGGUGGUGAACAAAUUUGUUCAUGAGGAUUCAAAAGAUGUGUUUAUCAACGGAGGGAUAAUCCUAUCUCAAAUUGUCCACAAGAACAUUAUCAAACUUUUGGGUUGUUGCCUGGAAGACAAUAUUCUUAUUUUUAUAUAUGAGUACAUUCCUAAAGGUAGUCUCUUUGACAUCUUGGCUAGCCAGGAAGAUUUUCCGCUAGACUUGCGUAUGAGGAUUGGGAUUAAGACUGCUGAAGCAUUAGAAUACCUCCAUUCAUCAGCAACUGGUAUCAUCGGACAUGGUAGUGUUGCAACAUCAACUAUACUUCUAGAUGAUAACUUCAUACCAAAGCUCACAAAUUUUUCAAGGGCAUGUAAGCUUAUCAAGAAGAGUGAAGCUACUGCUGGUGAUAGUGUAAUCAGUAGCAGCCUUCUAGAAAAAGUUCUGGACAACGACCCAUCUUCUUAUGGUUCUGUGCUGAUGAAUCUGGAAAGUGAUGUGUACAAAUUUGGCGGUGUUCUCAUGGCACUCAUUAGUAGGGAUAAGAAUACUGAUCAUGAUGAACUUAUCGACAAAUUCAGCAAAGCUUAUGAGACAGAGAAAAGUUGGAAGGCAAUGUUUGAUCAUGAUAUAACAGCCGAAGAAGAUGUCACUCUGCUUGAAGAAAUAGGGAGGUUGGCACUGAAGUGUACCAUUUUGAAAGGAGACGAGAUGGUUAGGAGACCAACUAUGAAGGAGGUGGUAGCACACAUUCGUAUGCUUAGGAGAUCAUGGAAGGAGCGCACCACUGGGGCAGAUACACAAGUAAAUGAAACUGAAUCUAGAUCUUUGAUGUCAGUGGAGCCAAGGCUACCAAACCUAAUGCGCCACUUGUUUGGAUAUCGGCGAAUCUCCCCUAGUGAUCCUAUAGUUACAUGUUUUUAAUAACUGUGAUCAAUGUGAUGAUCACUGGGAUAUAUCUGAUGUUAGGUUGUACAGCUAGUGCUGGUAGACCAUCAUUCAUUGUCACAUCAUACAAAGUUUAUCUGAUCUUUGCUGCACUUUCAGAUGUUGAAGCUGUCCGUACGUAUGUAUAUGAUAGAUGUUUCCUGUAACAGGUAUGACUUGGACAAUUAUGAUUUCGAUCAGUAAGCCAUGUGACAAUCUCUUCAAUGCUCUCAAAAGAAUUGCUUAACCUGAUAAGUGAUCUGAAUGAUGGCAAAGCCAUGUUCUUUUC